AGUGAUGUCCAAGGAAAGAUGGCGGAAGGAGGAGCGGCGGAUCUGGAAACCCAGAGAGGAGAGGUUGUAGCGCUUCUCAAAACACAGCUACGAAAAGGAGACACUUGGUACCUGGUGGACAGCUGCUGGUUUAAGCAGUGGAAGAAGUAUGUGGGAUACGACAGCUGGGAGAAACAGCAGAUGGGAGAUCAGAAUGUGUACCCAGGACAUGUGGACAACGCAGGUCUUCUCAGAGAUGGGGAUGUUCUGGCCAUCAAGGAGCAUCUCAUUGAUGAGCUUGACUACAUUCUGGUCCCAACAGAGGGCUGGAAUAAGUUAGUGAGCUGGUACGGACUGAGCGAGGGACAGGAAGCCAUUUCACGCAAGGUGGUGGAGCAGGGGAUGUUUGUGAAGCACUGCAAGGUAGAGGUGUACCUGACAGAGCUGAAGCUGUGUGAAGAUGGAGACAUGGAGAAUCUGGUUACCAGACGCUUCAGCAAAGCUGACACUAUCGACGUAAUAGAGAAGGAGAUGAGGAAGUUGUUCAGCAUCCCAGACGAGAGAGAGACGCGCCUCUGGAACAAGUACAUGAGCAACACCUUCGAGCCCCUCAAUAAGCCAGACAGCACCAUCCAGGAUGCUGGUCUGUACCAGGGGCAGGUGCUUGUCAUUGAGCAGAAGAAUGAGGAUGGCAGUUGGCCCAGAGGGACCUCAUCUCCCAGGUCAUCGGGUGCUUCCAGCCUUUCUGCUUUGCCAAAGAUCUCACCUCUCACAAACAACCAUAACAGCAGCUUCAACAGCAGGAAUGUGAAGAAUUCCAGCUACACACUCCCUUCCUACCACCCCUACAACAGCUACGAACUCCAAGACAAGAGCAAAGCAAGCGAGCGGGCGGGCCACUGUGGGCUCUCUAACCUGGGGAACACCUGCUUCAUGAACUCUGCUGUCCAGUGUUUGAGCAACGUGCCUCCGCUGACGGAGUACUUCCUGAAGAACAAGUACAGUGAGGAACUGAAUGAGGACAACCCUCUGGGCAUGAAGGGGGAGAUUGCCAAGGUGUACGCAGACCUGAUCAGGCAGAUGUGGGCCGGGCGGAACAGCUACGUCACCCCCAGACCUUUUAAGACCCAGGUGGGGCGCUUCGCCCCCCAGUUCUCUGGCUACCAGCAGCAGGAUUCCCAUGAGCUCCUGGCCUUCCUAUUGGACGGUCUCCACGAGGAUCUGAACCGCAUCCGAAGGAAGCCCUACAUCCUGCUAAAGGAUGCGGACGGACGUCCCGACAAGGUGGUUGCUGAGGAGGCCUGGGAGAACCAUAUCAAGAGGAACGACUCCAUCAUCGUGGACAUCUUCCACGGUCUCUUCAAGUCUACGCUGGUCUGUCCUGUCUGCUCCAAGGUGUCCGUCACAUUCGACCCCUUCUGCUACCUGACCCUGCCACUGCCCAUGAAGAAGGAGCGCACACUGGAGGUCUACCUGGUCAGGCUGGACCCCAUGACCAAGCCCACACAGUACAAGAUAACAGUGCCCAAGGUGGGUAACAUAUCUGACCUGUGCAUCUCGCUGUGCAGUCUGUCUGGAGUUUCAUCUGACAAGAUGAUUGUGACGGACAUCUACAACCAUCGCUUCCAUCGCAUCUUUGCCACCAGCGAGAACCUCAGCAGCAUCAUGGAGAGAGACGACAUCUACGUGUUUGAGGUUAGUGUGAGUCGGGCGGAGGAUGCAGACCACGUGGUGAUUCCGGUGCAUCUGAGGGAGAAGAACAAGCAGCUGGGCUACAACCACACCAGCACUCCUCUGUUCGGACUACCCUUCCUGCUCUCUGUCCCGCGCUGCCUCAGAGAGGACCAGCUGUACAACAUGCUGCUGCUACGCCUGGGGCGGUUCCUGCGCUCAGUCGCUCCUCAGGAUGGAGAGGAGCACGUUGUCAACGGCAACACCACCAACGGGAUCCUGGAGGAGGGCUCCCCUAGUGAGAUGGAGACUGACGAGCAGGACGAGGAAUCCAGCCAGGACCAGGACCUGCCCUCCGAGAACGACAAUAGCCAAUCAGAGGACUCAGUGGGUGGGGACAAUGACCUGGAGAAUGGGAUUUGUCCUGAGCGCAAAGGGCAGCACACGGUGCAGAAGAAGCGUCUCUUUACAUUCCAAUUCAACAACAUGGGCAAGACGCAGCUCAGCUCCCUGCAGGACGAGCCCAGGCAGAUAUGCUUCGACGAGGGCCACCUGCGGCUCAGUGACCGCUCCUAUCUCUCUCUUGACUGGGAACCGGAGGUCAAGAAGAAAUACUUUGAUGAGAGUGUUGCAGAGGACUUUGAGAAGCACGAGAGCAUGGAAUACAAGCCCCAGAAGAAGGCAUUCUUCAAACUCAGAGACUGCAUCGACCUGUUCACCACCACAGAGAAGCUGGGAGCUGAAGACCCCUGGUACUGCCCCAGCUGUAAGCAGCACCAGCAGGCCAGUAAGAAGCUGGACUUGUGGGCUCUGCCCCCUGUGCUGGUGGUGCAUCUGAAGCGCUUCUCAUACAGCCGCUACAUGAGGGACAAGCUGGAUGCCCUGGUGGAGUUCCCUCUCAGAGACCUGGACAUGUCCGAGUUCCUCAUCAACCCCAACACCGGGCCCUGUCGCUACGACCUCAUUGCUGUCUCCAACCACUAUGGAGGGAUGGGAGGCGGCCACUAUACAGCCUACGCUAAGAACAAGGAUGAUGGCAAGUGGUUCAACUUUGAUGACAGCAGUGUGUCAACUGCCAACGAGGACCAGAUAGUGUCCAAAGCAGCAUAUGUGCUGUUUUACCAGCGGCAGGACACUGUGAAAGGAACAGGCUACUUUGAACUGGACCGCGAGGAGGAGGAGGAGAGAGUGGAAGAGGAGGAGAGAGAGGAAGAGGAGGAGGGCGACGAGGACGAGGAGGAGAGGAGUGCAUCUGCUCAGGGAGCCACAGCCGCCAGUGAUGAGGAAGAUGUGAACGACAACAAGAAGGAGGAGGAGGAGGAGGAGGAAGAGGAGGAGGAGCCUAGUUUUGAUGUCACCAUGAAAUCUAACUGAGAUCCGUCCAGGCAGAAAUGUGAAGCUACAGAGUCAGGGUGUGGCUGCCUGACAUGCUGGCCAACUGUGUCACCGCAGGGUCAGAGAAUGCUCCAGCCAGUCAGGACAGAGCGGGUUAGGGUCACUGUGUCUCCAACUCUCUUAGAUGAGUCUGACUUCCUGGAAUAGUGUGAACCCUAGCCCAGUCAGGAUCUACAGUCCCUCCUGCCACAGUUCAUCAUGCAUAUCAUUAGGAGGAUUACAUUUUCAUGAUGAUUUUAUUAUGAAUUACUUCAUGUAUGUCAUUUGAAAGAAUACUGAAUCAUUAUUAUUUUUAUGGUUUUCAUAAUGCAGAGACUUGUUUUUGAACUUUGUGCUUUGUUUUCCAUCACCCCUACAUCCCCUCUCUGUUUCACAGUGCUACACCUCCCUCUCUGUUUCACAGUGCUACACAUCCCUCUCUGUUUCACAGUGC
Messenger RNA from Hypomesus transpacificus, 3478 nucleotides. RefSeq names its product ubiquitin carboxyl-terminal hydrolase 15-like. Lineage: Eukaryota; Metazoa; Chordata; Actinopteri; Osmeriformes; Osmeridae. The record is from RefSeq and is a predicted model, not a curated record. Gene Ontology annotation, biological process: protein deubiquitination. Gene Ontology annotation, molecular function: cysteine-type deubiquitinase activity. The transcript has 22 exons. Bases 19 to 3024 code for a protein of 1001 amino acids.